GUUCUGCUACAAAAUACUUCCCCCAUGAAAUGCGGGGAAGUCCGCUGUUACGCAUCUCUUUACAAACAUUAUGUUUUGUGAUAAUAGGUAGGUUUUUUUGUAUCACGUAGUUUUAAAAUGAAUUCAGAAGUUUCUGAGAAAGCUGCUUCUCGUCAGCUGAGACGGUCAACAAGACAGUCUUUAUCAGCCAAUGCGAAAGCGGUGAAUUUUGAGCCAACUCCUAGAGGUCCUCUAAAGAGAACAAAAAAGUCUUCAAAGUCCCCACCUGAAGUUCCGUCCUCAAAUGGAACCAACAACAAUGACUCAGACGAGGAAGGCGUCCCCAAUAAGAAGACUCGCCUACAGACAAGUGAUAAUUUGAGUAGUGGACAUGGUAGUGCCCCUCCAAAGGAUGUGCUGGAGCCAAUGGAAACACAGAAUGAAAGUAUAGGAUUGGAAGGACAUGUAAAGACUCCAAUUCAAUAUCCACCUCUUUCACACAAUCCCCCAGUUCCAGGUCCUUUUGGAGAUGUCAACUUAAAGCCUUUAGUCGUGCUUGGUCAGCGCUGCCCAGUGAGUCAUCCUGAAAGUGAAAAUGUCAUUAAAAGCCAAGUGGCACAACCAAAGAAAAAUGCUGUAUCUCCAUCAAAGAGCACACAGAUUCCUCCAAAAAGGACAUCUGAUGCAUGCUGUGUCACAGUCACUAGCAUGGCAGACUACAAGAGGAAGAUGGAGGCCAAAAUCACAGAAAACCCAAAAGUAAACCACUAUGUCACAAACAAUUAUCCAGUAUCUGUAACCACAACACGACAGCGCACUGUUUCAACCCCAAAAUCAAGUGUGCCCGAGAGAAAAACAGAAAAAAAGAAAACUACUGUUUCCCCUCAGAGCUCACAUGUUCCAUCAAAAGGUUUCUUACGUUAUUUGUGGCAGCUGAUCCUUUUGAUGCUGUUGAGUGCUGGAAUUUUCCUGUCAUUCAAACACCUCCAUACUCUUCAGAGAACUAAAGAUGGUAGUGCGCCUUCAUCCAGGUCUGUAAACUCAGGGCUCUUUGUUGAAGAAAUGUCCCAAGUGGCGAUGCGCUUCCCUGUUCAACACACUGAGCUGUGGAGGAGGAGCCAAAUCCACCUUCAGAAGCACCUGGACACACCUCACCCCACAGAGCCCGUCAGUCUUGUCCUCACUGCAGGACUGAAGGCCAAGAAGACGUUACACUGCCUGGCUCUCAAUAUAGCCUCCGCCUUCUCCUCUGCAGUUAAUACAUCUGUUGUUGUCAUUGAUGGAGAAAGCCAAGCCAACCUGGAUAGUGACCAGGUUAAAAUGAAUAUCGACAGCCAAUUGAAGGAAGCAUUUGGAAGUGACAAACUUGCAGCUGUAGUUCACCGUUUUGAACUGUUGCCCCCUGGCUCAACACUUAUCUUCUAUCGGUACUGUGACCACGAGACGGCUGCUUACAAACGAGCUUUCUUACUGUUCACCGUGCUGCUCUCAGUGGAGGACCUAAGCACUCAGCAAAGUCUGAAAGAAGUGGAGGAGAUGGUGCGGGAUCAUGUGGAAGAAAGAUUUGUGGGGAAUGAAACCGCAUUCAAUGAAAUGGAUGCUGACAAGUUCAGUGGAUUGUGGAGUCGCAUUGCACAUCUGAUCCUACCUGUGGUUUAUGAAAAUGAAACGGAGCAGAGGGGGUGUUGACCCAAAUCAAACAAUAUAGGCACUUGCAUUUUGAUCAUUUUUGUUUAAUUCCUUGGUUGGCUGUAUUAACCAUUGUCAUUACUACUUUAAGAGUGUUUACAAUAAAUUGUAUUGAUAUGAAAUUUUAAUGUUAUUCCAUUGUGUUUUCCAGUAAGUUUAGUUUUGCACUGUGGUUUACUUUUUAGAUUUCCAGAUUUUACUCAAUUUCACUGCUUGAAGCAUACCAAUAUUCCUGAGUGUUGUAUAUUGAGAUUCCUUGGGUAUAUUAAGUCUGAGUUGAUUUUAAAAAAUAUUUGUUUUUGGCUAAUUGUGUGUGAAAUUCACUAAAAGUGCCUUAAGUGUGUAUAUAGUUGAGGUGUUGAUAU
Molecule: messenger RNA, 2033 nt
Organism: Periophthalmus magnuspinnatus
Lineage: Eukaryota; Metazoa; Chordata; Actinopteri; Gobiiformes; Gobiidae
Product: torsin-1A-interacting protein 2-like
Exons: 8
Coding region: 118-1668 (516 amino acids)
Biological process (GO): membrane organization
Cellular component (GO): membrane
Molecular function (GO): ATPase activator activity
Source: RefSeq, a predicted model, not a curated record